Messenger RNA from Rhagoletis pomonella (apple maggot), 1061 nucleotides. RefSeq names its product vitellogenin-like. The coding region runs from base 468 to 1037 and encodes 189 amino acids. Gene Ontology annotation, molecular function: lipid carrier activity. Lineage: Eukaryota; Metazoa; Arthropoda; Insecta; Diptera; Tephritidae. Gene Ontology annotation, biological process: lipid transport. The record is from RefSeq and is a predicted model, not a curated record. The transcript is spliced from 2 exons.
AUAUGUACCAUAUUUUUCAGGCAUUGUCAUGUGUGGAGUAAAGUGAAGCAUUUCGGUAUACAAAGAAUAAUACCUCACAAGUCAUUACUUUUACUCCAGUAAAGAAAUACAAAUUUUAAGGAAGCCCUAGCAACAUGACUGAAAUUAAUCGUUCGCCGAAUCCAUACACAACUAAAUUAAUUCGACAGCUUUUAAUAGUUGCUUUGAUAUCGAUUCAUUUAAAAAUUUCGCUUGCCAGUAAAAUUGUGUGUUUACAGAUCCCUUCCGCAAUCCAAAUAUUUGCGGGUCUCCGCAAUGCGAUGCUUUUUACAAAAAAUUCAGUUUUAGGGAUAAGAUAUAUAAAUACGAAUACCACAUCGAUUUGACCACAGAGUUUUCUGGCACUGGCGGUAAUGCAUCGAGCCUUUUUCUAAAGGCUACUUUAGACGUAUUUUUCCCAAAACCUUGUGAAGGAUUUCUUCGAAUAAAUGAUGUUAAACUAUGGGAUACUCAAGUCAAUCAAAAAAAAAAUAGACAUUCCCAAUUACAAUGACAUCGAAGCCAUAAGUUCAAAUGAAGAUGAUUACUAUGGAGAAUUUUCAGACUCAACGACACAUGCAGAAACUCGUGAUGAUAAUGAUGAUAUGCACCCAAAAAGUUUCGAAAUGGCAAGAGAUCUACAAGAACAUUUAUUACGUUUCUCGUUUGAAGAUGGUUUAAUUACUGAAGUAUGCCCAAACUCUAAAGAAUCUGUUUGGGCGUUAAACUUUAAAAAGGGUAUAUUGUCAGCUUUUCAAAAUACAAUGUCGCGUUUUGAUGUGGAUUUUAAUACAACAGAAACAGAUACUUCAGGAGAAUGUAAUGUAAACUAUUCAUUAGAGGAUACUAAUGAUGUUUUCAUUCAGAUACGCAAAACAAAAGAUAUUAUUUCUUGUCGGAACCGUUAUUCAACAAACUCGAUAUUACAAACUACUCCAUACAAUUUUCGGGAUGAUAAAAAGAUAUGGCCUAUACUUAACUCCAAAAGCUAUUGCAAUGUAAGUAUGAUUUUUUUUUAAUUACUAAAAUUUGUAAAUUCCGUU